GAUAUACCUCUGGACAGCCCUUCGAGAGGUUGACAGUCUAACGACUUCUGGAACUUUUUUGAGUUCUUUCUGUCUGUCACCUGCCUCUCAUUUUCAAUUUUUUUUUUUUCCACUUGAUCUUUAUUUUCCUUUUUUUUCGUGAUACCAGAUUUGGAUUGUCGGCAGAAGGCAUGUCACGACGGCAAGGUUUCAACAUGAGAUUGGGCCUAGACCGCGACGUCUACCAAAUAGUGCUCAAACUGGAAGAGGAGGGGGAGGAUGGGCGUAAGCCCCGGCUCACGGUCGGAUCGGUCUACGAGAGCAUCAAGCGAUCCAAUUCAAGCCUCGCCCGCCAAAAGAAGCGGCCCCUGGAGGAUUCGAUCGAGCGGGUGCUGGCGAUACGAAGGGAGCAGACCAAGGCCGACGAGCAGGAAGACUCUGACGACCUUCUCGAGGCUCAGGAGCAGGAAAGGAUAAAGGCGGCCAAGGCGGAACGCGAUCAGAACCUGCUCAACCGCCAAAUUGCCAAAUCCUGGGGGUUUGCCAGCCAGAAAGCCGCCGGCACAGGAGCUACCACCACGCCUGCCGAGACUCCCGCUACAACGCCCGGGGCGCAACCACCACCACAGCCCGAGGCCACCCCUGCUGUAGCUGGCAUGGACACUCCUACCGCUGCCGGGGACAGGCAGCCUAACGGCGAGCCACGGCCCAAGAAGAGGAAGAGCGCCCCCAAGGAGGUGGACAGGAGCCCGCCAACCGGCGUUUCCAUCCUGGACAUUGCCGGCGUCGACGACACCCUCGACCGCCUGCUGGACGAGGUCUGGUUUCCGCUCUGCGCCGGGGAGGCCUGCGAGAAGAUGGGCUACCGAUACGACAACGGCGUCCUGCUCCACGGUCCCUCCGGCUGCGGCAAGACGACCCUCGCGCACGCCGUCGCCGGCAGCAUAGGGGUCGCCUUCAUACCCGUUUCCGCGCCGUCCAUCGUGGGCGGGACGUCGGGCGAGUCCGAGAAGAACAUCCGCGACGUCUUUGACGAGGCGAUCCGCCUCGCUCCCUGCCUGGUCUUCUUCGACGAGAUCGAUUCCAUAGCGGGCAGGCGCGAGAGCGCAAACAAGGGAAUGGAGAGCCGCAUAGUCGCCGAGAUCAUGAACGGCAUGGACCGCAUCAAGCAGCAGACGCCGCUGGGGAAGAACGUCGUCGUACUGGCCGCCACGAACCGACCCGACUUCUUGGACCCGGCCAUCCGCCGCCGCUUCAGCGCCGAGAUCGACAUGGGCAUGCCCAGCGAGAAGGCGCGCGAGCACAUCCUCCGGUCGCUGACGCGCGACCUCAGCCUGGCAGACGACGUCGACUUCAAGGAGCUGGCCAAGCUCACGCCCGGCUACGUCGGCAGCGACCUCCAAUACGUCGUCAAGGCGGCGGUCUCGGGAAGCUGCCGCAGCAAGCUCGAGGACCUCCUCCAAAAGGCCCGCGCGCAGAGCGCGCCCGACUACCUCGGCAGCGCCUCGGAGCGGCAGCGCGACUGGAUCCUCCUCCAGGAGCACCGGGCGGCGCCCUGGGAGGAGAGCCGCAUCACCAUGGCGCAGUUCCGAGCGGCCGUCUCGCGGGUGCAGCCGGCGUCGAAGCGCGAGGGCUUCAGCACGAUCCCCGACACGACCUGGUCGCACGUGGGCGCGCUCGAGGACGUGCGCAAGAAGCUCGAGAUGUCCAUCAUCGGGCCCAUCAAGAACCCGGACCUCUUCAGCGCGGUGGGCAUCAAGCCGGCCGCCGGCAUCCUCCUCUGGGGCCCGCCGGGCUGCGGCAAGACGCUGGUGGCCAAGGCGGUCGCCAACGAGUCCAAGGCCAACUUCAUCUCCAUCAAGGGGCCCGAGCUGCUCAACAAGUACGUGGGCGAGUCGGAGCGGGCGGUGCGCCAGCUGUUCGCGCGCGCCAAGUCGUCAGCCCCCUGCAUCCUCUUCUUCGAUGAGAUGGACGCGCUCGUGCCCAAGCGCGACGACUCGCUCUCGGACGCCAGCGCCCGCGUCGUCAACACCCUGCUCACCGAGCUCGACGGCGUCGGCGACCGCUCCGGCAUCUACGUCAUCGGGGCCACCAACCGGCCCGACAUCAUCGACGAGGCCAUCCGCCGCCCCGGCCGCCUGGGCACCAGCAUCUACGUCGGCCUACCCUCCCCCGACGACCGCGUCGACAUCCUCCGCACCCUGUACCGGAACACGGUGGCCGAGGCGAGGAAGGAGACGACGGCCAAGGCGAAGGCGGCGGCCACGGCGGCAGGGGACGUGGACAUGCCCGACGCUUCUUCCCCCGCCCCGGGCGGCGCCACGGCACCGAUCGGCACGGACGAGGCCGUCCUGGAGAAGGUGGCCCGCGACGUGCGCUGCACGGGCUUUUCGGGUGCCGAUCUCGGCAACCUGAUGCAGGCGGCCGCGCAGGCGUGCCUGGAGAGGGCGUACCUGAUGCGGAAGCGGGGGCCCGCGGGCGCGGGUGCGGGUGCGGCGGGGACGGCAGCGGCUCUCGAGCCCGUUAUCACGAUGGAGGACUGGGAAAAGGCCCUCACCGAGGUCAAGCCCAGUGUCAAGGACGCGGACAAGUAUAUGCUAGAGGGUCAGUAAAAGAAGGUUGGGUCGGCGUUAGAAGAGAGAGACAUUUGCACCCUGUCCAAGUUGGCCAAGGGGACUGUUUCGGCGUUCGGGGUCUCGGCAUCUCUUUGUGUCUUUCGAAAACAUCUUGUCCCCGUCAUCCUCUCAGAUCAGGUCGAGUCGGUCAACAAAGCGAGACGGCAUAAUGGGAAUGGGCACAGUGGAGAAAGAAAGGAGCCGAGGCGCUAUAAAGAGUAGGAGAUUAAUCUUUCAUCAA
Messenger RNA from Thermothelomyces thermophilus ATCC 42464, 2835 nucleotides. RefSeq lists its product as uncharacterized. Gene Ontology annotation, cellular component: nucleus. Gene Ontology annotation, biological process: ribosome biogenesis. The record is from RefSeq and is a predicted model, not a curated record. The transcript has a single exon. Gene Ontology annotation, molecular function: ATP hydrolysis activity; ATP binding; preribosome binding. Bases 195 to 2591 code for a protein of 798 amino acids. NCBI's taxonomy places the organism in Eukaryota, Fungi, Ascomycota, Sordariomycetes, Sordariales, Chaetomiaceae.